Paramuricea clavata is the source of this 1563-nucleotide messenger RNA. The record is from the annotation of a GenBank genome assembly. NCBI's taxonomy places the organism in Eukaryota, Metazoa, Cnidaria, Anthozoa, Malacalcyonacea, Plexauridae.
GAUCCACCCUGACGAUGAACAACACGGCACCGUCAACUAAUCCGUUUGAAUUACCAUCAGACAUCGCCGUUUUAGUGAUUGGCGUCUUUGGCGUUAUCACAAAUGGAAUUUUAUUACUUGUUAUGUUUUUGGAUCCUUUGAAAUGCUUUCGUCGGCCAAGCAUGUACUUUGUUAUAAGUUUGGCAUUUUCAGAUUUAUCUACUGGUAUAACAUCGUGUCUGAUUUCUAUGCAAAAACGUGUCACAUCGGAAUACUUCAGAAAGUUUAAUAACUCUUCAAUAUGGGCUAGUGUUGAGAACUCCUUCAUUACAAUACUACUAAUGGCAAUUGAACGUUUCAUUGUCAUCCGAUAUCCAAUCAAAGCUAAAAGUAUAAUCACCACAAGACGUAUAUUCAUAGCUAUAGCGGUCACGUGGUUGGUGUCAAUAGUACUUGGUGCUGGUGUGAGCUUUCCAAAACCUUAUAAUGAUUACGUCAUGUUUGGUUGUCUUAUCGAGUGUUUUUUAAUUAUUCUUGUCAUGCUGGGUAUAUAUUUCAGAAUGAGUGUUCUAUUAAGGAAAUCAUCAAAGAUUUUUCGUGGAAAACAGUUUACUCGUCAUGGCAGCUGUGAGCCUGGAAAGAAACCUAAGAAAAAUGCUACUUACGAACGUAGUCUUAACAUGGUCGUAUUCUAUCUGGCACUAGUUCUUAUUAUAACCGUCUUACCUCACUUAUUAAUUGGACAAGUAUACUUGGGCUAUACUUUGUUUUACCCAACACUUCCUCGGCCUGUUUCACUUCAAUAUGCUCCAUAUAUAUCAUUUCCAGUCGAGUUGCUGAAUUUUGUCCUAAACUCAGUAAUUUAUGCCUACAGAUUACCGCAGUUUCGAACAGCAUUGUGCUAUUAUCUUAGAAAAAAAAGAAGAAAUGGGCGUCGUGAAGGAUCUAUUUCGAUCUUCAGUCGGCAUCGAAAUUCAUCGAAAGAUGACCGUACUAGUGAUGUCAUGAUAUAAUUAUUGAUCUUUUUCUUUGUGCACAUAUUGCUUCAGAUUUGAGAAGAAUUAUGUCAUUAUUUUGAAAAGAACAAGGAAAAUAGACGUCAGUUUGGAACUAUUUCGACAUUGAGUUGACAUGAGAAUUCAUCGAAUGGUAACCACAAUAUUGAAGACAAUCAAUCAAUCAAACUUUUAUUACUGUAUACCUCCACAAUUACAAAAUGUCAAGGUACGAGGUGGCUAAGAUGUAUUUCAGUUGAUGUAGUGGACUAAACUCAAGUAAUUACAUAUUCAUUAGUAUAUGUAUAAUCACACGAGUAGGAGUGCAAUUAAUGAUUAACACUACGAGUGAUAUUUGACAAAUCAUUAAUUGCACUCCUGGAGAGUACAAUUAAUGAUGGUAAUAGAACGAAUAGGAGUGCUAUUAAUGCCAUAAUCAUACGAGUGAUUGCAAAAUCAACCGACCGCGUAGCGGGAGGUUGAUUUGUUAAUCACGAGUAUGAUUAUGGCAUUAAUAGUACGACUUAAUUCGUUCUAUUACUUAUUAAUUAUUUAUCUUCUGUAAUCAAACUGUUUAAAGGGGAAAAGC